UGUUUGUAGUCGCACGCCGAACACGUGACUUUUAUUUAUUUUUUUUCGAAAACACUACUCGCUACUCGCUAAUCUAUCACUUACUGUUUUAGUUUUUCUUCACGUCAACCAUCAAAUAACAUUCUCUCGAUUUUGCAGCACGGAUAGUCACACGUAUUAAAUCCGAUGUCUUACAACAACAACAGAAACAGCUUCGGCCGUGGAGGUGGCGGCGGCGGUGGAUUUCGAGGCAGAAAUGAUGGAGGGGGCGGUCGAGGUGGUGGUGGUAACUUUCGUGGCGGUGGAGGUGGCCGUGGAGGAGGUGGAAGAGGUGGAUUCAAUAGAUUUGCUGAACAAGGACCACCAGAAGAAGUAAUACCUUUUGGUCAAUUCACUCAUUCUUGUCAAGAUGACAUCGUUUGUAAGGCUGAAAUGGAAGAUGUUCCAUACUUCAAUGCACCUAUAUAUUUUGCUAAUAAACAACAAAUUGGUAAAAUAGAUGAAAUAUUUGGUACUUAUAGUGAUUAUUUUGUAUCAAUAAAAUUGAACUCAGAAGUCAAAGCUAAAUCUUUCAAAAAAGCUGACAAGUUAUACAUUGACCCUGCUAAAUUAUUACCAUUGAAAAAAUUCUUACCUCAACCUGGUGGUCAGGGUGGUCGAGGAGGUGGUGGCAGAGGACGUGGAAGAGGAGGUGGUGGUCGUGGUGGUCGCGGUGGUGGUGGAUUUGGACGUGGUGGUGGUGGAGGACGUGGAGGUGGAUUUGGACGUGGUGGAGGUGGUCGUGGAGGAGGGGGUGGCCGAGGAUUUGGUGGUGGUGGACGAGGAUUUGGAGGUGGUGGUAGAGGUGGUGGUGGCCGAGGAGGAGGAGGAGGAGGUUUUAGAAGAUAAAAAUAACUUUUUAUUAUAA
Sipha flava (yellow sugarcane aphid) is the source of this 886-nucleotide messenger RNA. RefSeq names its product H/ACA ribonucleoprotein complex subunit 1 (gene Gar1). The coding region runs from base 166 to 867 and encodes 233 amino acids. Gene Ontology annotation, molecular function: box H/ACA snoRNA binding. The record is from RefSeq and is a predicted model, not a curated record. NCBI's taxonomy places the organism in Eukaryota, Metazoa, Arthropoda, Insecta, Hemiptera, Aphididae. The transcript has 4 exons. Gene Ontology annotation, cellular component: box H/ACA snoRNP complex. Gene Ontology annotation, biological process: snoRNA guided rRNA pseudouridine synthesis; ribosome biogenesis.